CACCGCACGACUCUCCCAUCAUCUUCUUAGCUGCUGCGAAAAAACUCUUUUUGUAAAAUUUGGUUAAUCGACUCGUCCUCGUCCUCGUCGUCCUUUCUUAAAACUUUUCCACCAAAUUUUUACCCGCGAAAAAUUAUUAGGUUUUUGUCACAUUUUAAUUCCCUUUUCAAAAUUUUCAAUACAAAACCAAAAAACUCAGUUCUUCUUCCCUCUCUAUCUCUUUCUUCUAGGGUUUCUCUUCUUCUCUCUCUCUCUCUCUCUCUCUCUGUGAUUCGUCUCCUUUCGCGGAUCUCUUUCUCAUUCAUCUUCGUUAGAGAUGGAUGUGGCGAUUAGCGAUGUACCGGUGAAUCUUCAAUCUGAAGAGCAUAGAGACGGAGUGGACGAAUCUGUUGCGGUGGUGGAGGAACAACCGCCGGCGAAGAAGCCACGUUUCGACGAAGAAGUGAACAGAGUGGCGGAGAUCGUUCUCGUUUUAUCGGCAUUGCGUAAGAUCCGAGGUGGGAAAAACCCGACGGAACUUGAGAUUGAGCUGAUGGUUGAAGCUAAAUCGAAAUUGGUUGACAUGUGUCAGGAGUUCACUCCUAAGGAUAUCAUCUCUAGGGAUGCUAUCGGAGCUGUCAUUGAAGAUCUGGGUUUGAAUGCUAAGGUUAAAGAUCAGAGAUUAGGGUUCCGAGCUCCUAAAUUGACCAUCUCUGAGAAGCUCUCCCUUGCGAAGAGAAAGAUGGAAGAAUCGAAGAAGAACCCAGUAGUGUCCACUACAUAUACAUCUACGGUUCAUUCAUCAGUUCCGGCAGCAAAUCAUGUUUCUACCUCACAUCAGUGGCCUAAUAGCGAAGUGAAGGCAACCACUAGUUCUAUUAAUCCUGCUACUGGAAGCCAUUUUGUUAAGGAUGCAUCUAAGAUAACACAACCUAGGAUAGAGAGACCACAGUUUAAGUCAGAUAUGCAUACCGGUCCUUCUCAGGCACCAGCAGUUCCUGCUGGAAACUACUAUGGGAAUGCUGCAACAUGGUCUGCCCAACCUCAUUCGAGUUCCUCCACCAUAUCAUUUGGUACUGCGUCAGAUAGCAAAGUUCCUGUUCAGAGUUCUUCCAGAGUUACAGAUCCGACCUUUAGACCAUUUAUGUCUCAAACUCCACCAGGUGCAUUCCCAGGCAUGAAAGGAGUGAGUUACGGUCAAACUUCUUCACCUUUUGGAAACAACAACCAUGCUGAAAUUGCCAAGUUAAUCCAUAAAGUUCUGCAACCGCGAGCUAAACAAAAUGUCUUGUGGAACCCACCUUCAAGAGAAUACAUGAGUAAAGCAAUGGCAUGCCAAAUGUGUCACGGAAAUAUCAAUGAAGUAGAGACCGUGCUAAUCUGUGAUGCUUGUGAAAAAGGAUAUCACUUGAAAUGUCUACAAGCUCACAACAUGAAAGGAGUUCCGAAAUCUGAGUGGCAUUGCUCCAGGUGUGUGCAAUUGUACAAUGGCAAGUCUUUUCCUCCUAAAUACGGCCGUGUCAUGAGAAGCGCCACUACAGCAAAAAUGUCUUCUAGUACAGCCGAAGUUCAGUCACCCGCAGAGAAGAAGGUUGGUAAAAUGGAUCCAAAGGUUAAGCAAGAGGCAACGCCACAUCCCAAGACAGCGAAACCAGUUGAGGAUUCAGCUAUGGAACAAACUUUUGAAGCUAAAGAUGCAGCUAUGAAUCCAAUUGUUGAAGCUGAAGAUGCAGCUAUGAGUCCAAUAGUUAAAGCAGCUAUGAGUCAAAUAGUUGAAGCUGGAGAUGCAGCUAUGAAUCCAACAGUUGAUGCUGAAGAUGCAGCUAUGAAUCCAAGAGUUAAAGCAGCUAUGAGUCAAAUAGUUGAAGCUGAAGAUGCAGCGAUUAAUCAAGCAGUUGAUGCAAACUUUGAUCCACCGGUUCCUGUAGGAAACGCUGAUGCUGAGUGUGAUGAUCCUUCAGGACCAGUAUCUCACUCAGAGACUCUUCAUCCUCCAAACCUAGAGAAAAAGAUAGUACUGAGCAAAGAUGCUACUCAGAGAGGUGUUUCCACAAGUUAUCAAGAUAAAAGCCCGAAGAUCAUAGCGGAAUCAUCAUUACAAGACGAGAAUUUAGCUUCGCAGACAGAGAACUCACCAACCCAGCCUCCUCUGUCGCAAUCCAACGCAGAUCAUGUCCAACAACAGAACACAACACCAAAUGUCCAAGAAGCUAUACAGAAGAAUUUCUCAGAAAAUCCAGCUACGCAGACAGAGAACUCACCAACUCAGCCUCCUCCUUUGCAAUCCAACACAGAUCAUGUCGAACAGCAGAACACAACACCAAAUGUCCCAGAAGCUAUACAGAAGAAUUUCACAGAAAAUCCAACUACGCAGACAGAGAUUUCACCAAAUCAGCCUCCUCCUUUGCAUUCCAACAUAGAUCAUGUCCAACAGCAGAACACAACACCAACUGUCCAAGAAGCUAUACAGAAGAAUUUCACAGAAGAUCCAGCUACGCAGACGGAGAAAUCAUCAACUCAGCCUCCUCCUUUGCAUUCCAACACAGAUCAUGUCCAACAACAGAACACAACACCAGCUUUCCAAGAAGCUAUACGGAAGAAUUUCACAGAAAAUCCAUCGGAAGGUAAAAGCUGAUGAUGGUUCUGGUCAGACAAAAGUUACAGAGAACAGUAUUCACUCUGUCCGCAAAAGUCACCACUCUUACUUAGGCAGGCUCUUUGGUCCUCAAGUAUAUAUAUUAGUAAGUGAUGAUGUCUUUGAUUUAACCUUUGGGUUAGGUUGAAUUGCUAAAUCUUGUUCUAUAGAACACGUGUGGUUCAAUUUUUUGAGCGUAAGUAGUGACUGGUUUAGUUUAAGCUUGUGUAGUUUAAGCUUUAAGUUUUUUUUUAAGGUACUUUGUGAAAUAAUUCCUUAAUUUACGGUAAUCUUAUAAAACCCUCAUCAUCUAGUACUACAGUAUGACAAUGUAAUACAUUGACUGGAAAAUAAAUAAAUUCAUUUCGCUAAAA
Messenger RNA from Camelina sativa (false flax), 2988 nucleotides. RefSeq lists its product as uncharacterized. The record is from RefSeq and is a predicted model, not a curated record. NCBI's taxonomy places the organism in Eukaryota, Viridiplantae, Streptophyta, Magnoliopsida, Brassicales, Brassicaceae.